Molecule: messenger RNA, 1569 nt
Organism: Saccoglossus kowalevskii
Lineage: Eukaryota; Metazoa; Hemichordata; Enteropneusta; Harrimaniidae
Biological process (GO): lipid metabolic process
Molecular function (GO): calcium ion binding
Source: RefSeq, a predicted model, not a curated record
GAUAACCUGUACUGACAAGGUACAUGAACGUGUGUACCACUGAUAUAUUUCCUAUCAUAAAACGGAUUUCCAAAAACAAUGGGGGCAGCUGAAUCAAAGGAUGACGUGGUCGAAGAGAUUCUCAAUAAAGACUCGUUGACAACCGCCGAAGACAAAGAACUGACAAAGUACGAAUUUCCGUUCGAAAAUCUGAUCUUAGAAGGAGGUGGUGUUAAAGGAGUGGCCUAUGCUGGAGUGAUAAAGAUUUUGACCGAUGUCGGAAUCUACCAAAACAUAAAACGCUUUGGUGGUGGUAGUAUCGGGUCUAUGUUUGCCUGCAUGUUAGUGGUAGGCUACCCACCAAACGAGGUCAUGCUGAUGAUGGACCGUGAGCUCAAGGAUAUUGCUGAAGACCACUCAUGUGGAAUAUUCAGUUUCCUGCCUAAUCUAAUUACAAAAUACGGGUGGAAUCCUGGAUCCAAAUUGUAUAAAUGGUUUGGCAAAAAACUUGAAGACAAGACUGGGAAUAAAGAUAUCACAUUUAAAGAGCUGUACAAUUAUACUGGCAAAGAGCUUUGUAUAACUGUGACCAACGUCAGUCGUCGAACUACUGAGUACUGUCACAUGAAGACUACACCCAAUAUGGCGGUACGAAUGGCUGUUAGAAUGUCCAUGUCUAUUCCUGGGUUCUACGAAGCUGUUCAAUAUAAAAAUGGUGAAAAUGUUGACGUCUAUGUUGAUAGCUUCGUGUUGCUGAAUUACCCAUUGCACUGCUUUGAUGGUUGGUGGCUGUCUACAAAACCCGAAGACAGUUUUCUAAUUAAACUGCAACCCUUGAAUCAAAUGAGCAAGCUGUGGUCAAGCAGAUUUGGUGAAUUCAACAACAAAACUUUGGGAGUAAUAAUGCAAUCGGACACGGAACGUAAAUUAUAUGAGGAUUUUGUUUUCCGAGAUGGAGAAGCUGAUGCCCAGCCGGUUGAAAGACCAGAUACUCCACUUGCUAGAGGUAGUGCAGAAGUAGAGCAAAAGAAAAAGGCAUUGGACGAGUAUCAUGACAAGUUGUUUGCAGCAUUCUCUGAGUUUUUGAAAGUUCUGUCUGAUAGUAAUCUGGACAAAAACUCCGUUAUUGACAGAAACGAGUUAAGCAAGGCAUUAGAAAUGACUGACCAAUCAACAUUCACAACAGAACAUGCAAGGACACUGUUUGGUGAGCAGUACGACUUGAGCACAAUUUUUGAUCUUCUUGAUGCCAAUGGCGAUGGAAAGAUAAAUUACUACGAGCUGAUUACAUUUGCUCAGAAGAGGGGAAUUGAUGUACAGAGUCGUUUUACUGGUUACGAUCGAACAGAGAUAACCGGCAUCGGAGGGUUUUUAGGAUCAAUGAUGGAGUCUAUGACAAUGAACUUACAACGGAUUGGCUUUACUGCAAAUGAUGUCGAUCGUACUAUUGGUGUUGAUGUCGGUUAUAUUGGCAGUUUGGAUAUGGAUUUGACUCCUGAAGAUAAUCUAUAUGCAGUUAAGCAAGGUAUGGUAGGAACACUCCGAUAUUUGAGAUACUACGUGAAAAAAUUUAACCCACCUGUAAAAUAA